Molecule: messenger RNA, 830 nt
Organism: Bombus impatiens (common eastern bumble bee)
Lineage: Eukaryota; Metazoa; Arthropoda; Insecta; Hymenoptera; Apidae
Product: U6 snRNA-associated Sm-like protein LSm5
Exons: 3
Coding region: 422-697 (91 amino acids)
Biological process (GO): mRNA splicing, via spliceosome
Cellular component (GO): U4/U6 x U5 tri-snRNP complex; Lsm1-7-Pat1 complex; U6 snRNP
Molecular function (GO): RNA binding
Source: RefSeq, a predicted model, not a curated record
UGCUAUCUGUUUGUGCUUUUACGAGAUUUAUAGUACAAUACGGUUUUACUUACCUACUUACAAGUUGACAAGUUGAUACUAAAUUCGAAAUUUAUGAAAAUUCGAAAAGUGAAAAAUUCAUUCAGGAUGUGUGAUGGAAUAUUUCGGUGGUAGAUAAUCGCAAAAAUUCUAACUUAAUCAAACGAUAGUAUACAUGUAAGACUAUCAUUUUCUUACUAUGAUUAACAGAUAUUAUUUGCCUACGCCUACACAUGUUCUAGAUUUUGGAACAUUGAUUGUAUUGUUGCUUAUAGCAUAGAUGGCACCUCGGUGGUGUUUUCAGGUAUUAUCUUAUUCCCGCUAUUUCUCGAUGAAAUAAAGAAUAACUUGUGCUGUUAUUUUUAUUUUUAAUUAUCUUAUAUCUCACUAACGCUUUCACAUUAUGACGAGUUCUGUCAGUACAAAUCCAUCAACAUUAUUGCCUUUAGAAUUAGUUGACAAAUGUAUCGGUUCUCGGAUACAUAUUAUUAUGAAAAACGAUAAAGAAAUUGUCGGCACCUUGUUAGGUUUUGAUGAUUUUGUAAAUAUGCUGCUCGAAGAUGUGACAGAAAGCGAAGCAACACCCGAGGGACGAAGAGUCACCAAGCUUGAUCAAAUACUGCUUAACGGAAGCAAUAUCACAAUGCUUGUACCUGGUGGAGAAAUGCCUGACACGUAAAAAAGUAACUUUCUCUGGUAUAUUUUGUACAAUAAAAAUUUGAUCUGUAAUUUACGCGUAUCUACUACAGAAUAUUAAAAAUAUCUGUCGAUUAAGAAUAAUAAUUCAAAUAAAUAUUAAGAACAAAGUAGCA